GAUGACCCAAAACAAAUUGACAACACGUAUUCUGGAUAUGUGAUAUUAAACUAUGUGGUUACAUUCUACUAUAGAGCCGGUCGAGUGUUUUACAGUAGAGCAUACUGUUAGUACUGUAUAAACAUGUUGUGCUUUUAUAGCAGACUUUACUUCUUUGCAUAGCAGAUUAUCUAUUGUGAUGUUUGCUAUAGGGUUGUAGUCACUGAAUGGGGUUAGACAAAACAUUAGAAACAACUACAAUAUGAAACGCACAUUUGUAUCUCUUUCACUGCUAACGACACGCACGCUGUCAGUUGCAUCUAUAUGCAGCAAGUCAGUUUCAGUCAUGACGGGCAAGACAGUCAUUUGCUUGUUAGGUUGAUAGCUUUCUUGCUACCAGUAUGCAUACAACUCAUAAUUUUUUUAACAUAAAACAUAUUUGUGUUAGAAUGCAGCAACACGUGUCUGACAUUUUACAGUGCAGUUCUAUAUUCCAAUCCCACUAGAAUGGUUUGGCCGGUUCUGUUUCUUGUUCUGCUGUGUGGUGAAUGUGUUUGGGAAUCCCCAGGCACAGGCAGAGAGGUUAGUGUUACUCACUGUUGUGUGACUCAGCACCUUUAAGGCAGCCAUUUCAAGGUUUUAUAUCCGCUUAUUUCUUUGCAGUACUCUUGUGCACACUAGUUUAACCCUUUCAGUCCUGAAUUGUUUUGCUAAAUAAUAAACUACUUUAUUGGGUGCACAUUAGAACAGGACAGAAUAUUUAUUUUAACAUAUAUUGAUACACUACCUCAGACUGAGACAUGAGGUGGCAAUGUGAUCUUCUGUGGCACAUGUUAACGUACGGCGCUAAGAUGAAUUGAGAUUUUGAGGUCCUGCAAGGACUGAAAGGGAUAAGAAAGAAUUUUCUUUUUGCCAUUUGCCAUCUUAAAGACAGUGAGCGUGACUGUUGUCCUAAAAUAAAAAGGUACAGACAGGUCUUAUUAAGUGUUGACAAACUUUUUUAAUUCUAUUUUCUGAACUCUUGAUAGCACUAGAAAUAUUAUGACUGCCGAAUAGAUUUUGCUUGGAUUUUAUACACCUGUUUGAAAUAUGCAGCUAUUAUAAAGACAGGGCUGUUACUGUUGCUUCCUGGUAUCUAAUCACUUUAUGUGUUGCACCUGUAGUUCAGACUCACCCCAAAGGCCCAGUGGUAUCAAGAUGAAGCAGCAAGAUAAUAUAUAUAUAUAUAUAUAUAUAUAUAUAUAUAUAUAUAUAUAUAUAUAUAAAACAACAAUGAGGAAACAAAAGAUUCGAAGCACGAUAAAAGAGGGACAGGUAAUAAUGUGAAUGAAGCCAAAAGGAAAAUGUAUUCUAAAACACAACAGGAUGGCUGCUGCUGUCUCUCCUGUUGCAAUAAUUGUGCCUGAAGAUGAACUCAAGUGUCCCAUCUGCCAGGAUCUGAUUAACAACCCGGUGACAAUCCCCUGUGGACACAACUUCUGCAUGAAGUGCAUUAACAGGUACUUGAGGAGUACACUCUCCUCGUCUUACUCGUGUCCUCACUGCAGGAAAUCUUUCUCCAAGCUCCCCUCCCUGCACCCGAACACCAUGCUGCGCUCCAUGAUAGAGCACACAGUGAAAAGCAAAGGGCUGAAGCCAGACUCUGCAGUGGCACGAGACAGGGAUGUGCCCUGCGAUGUCUGUACAGGUAUGAAGCUGAGGGCCGUGAAGACGUGCGUGAACUGCCUGGCUUCUUUCUGUGACGUUCAUCUCAGGCCUCACCUGGAGAGCGGUGUGCUGAGGCUGCACAGGCUGAGGGACCCCAUCUCAGACAUGCAGGAGAUCCUGUGCAAGCACCACAAGAGGCUGCUGGAGUACUUCUGUAAGAAGCACUGGGAGUGCCUCUGCAGUCUGUGCCUGGUGAAGCACCGGAAAUGUUCGACUCAGACGGUGGAAGAGCGGCGAGAGGUGAAAGAGGUUGAUUAUAACAGAAAACUCAAAGCUAUUCAAAACUGGAAAGAUAACAUCCAGGAAGCAAUUAAUACCUUGAAGGAUAUAGAGGUUGAGAUAAGUGUAACUGCUAGUCAGUUUAAGGCUGAUGUAACCACACACUUUGUUGACCUCAGAGAGAUCAUUGCUGGCACACAGAAGAAAGCCAUUGCUCUGAUUGAAGCUGAAGAGCUGGAAGCUUUGGGACAAACAGAAAGCAUCUUGGAGUUGCUGAACUCAAAAACCCAGAAGGCGGAGGAAUAUGAAGAGGAAAUCAUCAAACAAAUCAAUGACGCAGACCUUUUUGAGUUUCUAAAGCACAAACUGGUGUUGCCUCCUCUGUAUGAGACCAAACAGUUGCCCCCACCUGAAAUAAAGCUGAAUGGAUGGAUGGUUGAGAAAAUAACCAGGGCUUUAAUUGCCCUGAAAAGCACCCUAAAUGCCCAGCUGGAAUCAGUCCUGAAUCUACAAGAAACAGAUCCAGGUACAGGGGACUUUGAUUUGGUCAGUGGGCGACGGAAGCCAAGGAGUAAACUAAUACAAUAUGCCUCUGGAUUAACCUUUGACUCCAGCACUUCCAGUGCCUCUGUUCUGCUGUCUGAAGACAGCUGUGCGGUGUCAGUUGAAGAGGCUGACCUACAGGCCUGGAAGGACUAUGCGGUCAAUGUUGACAUGGGCUUCAGAAUUCUGUGCACCCAAAGCUUCCAAAACAGGCAGCACUACUGGGAAGUGCACCCCCCGGUGGACAGAAACAGCAACUGGGCAAUCGGGGUGUGUUACAGGAGUGCAUCUGAUGGCUACCGCACACUGGGCAAGGACAAGACAUCGUGGUGCAUAAAAUCACGCUGUGUGUACGGGAAGGAGGCUGCAGGAUCUGAAUUGCCUUCCCAGGGUAUUUUUGCUUAUCAUGACGGUGUAGUGCAUAAAAUCCCUCAGCAGUAUCCCAGGAACGUGGGAGUCUAUCUAGACUGCGAUAGGGGAUCAGUGUCUUUCUUUUCUGUGUCCGACGCCAAGGCCACUUUCUUGUAUAAAUACCAGGUUCAGUUCACCGAGCCUGUGCAUCCUGCUGUCUGGCUGAGAGAGACCAAGAGUAAAAUGAAAAUCGUUGAACAGAGCUCUAGUAAGAGUCAUGUCUCUGAGGUAAUGGAUUAAUCUUUCAGUUCUAGAUUGCAGCUGAGAUAAGCAUGCAGGCUUAAAUAAGAGGCUAAAAAUUGGUUCAGUAUUGGUGAUGGUGGUGGUGAUGGGGUCUGCAGUUCAGCAAACAGUUCACAAGGCUUCCAGGUUGCAGUAAGUCCAAAUCAUUGGUAUUUUAAGUGAAGUGGCUGAUUUAAACUGCUGUAGGAAUCCCUGCUAAGCAUUGCUUGGUUAAAGGGUUGCAGACCACGAGAAGUAGUUUACUUUAUCACUGCCGCACCCUGUGUUGUAUGUAUUGACGCAAUAUAUUUUGUUAACAUAAUCCUGAUUUGUAUGGCAUAAAGCCAGCUGGGGAAAAAGAACAAAAACUUUUUUUUUUUUCCAUUCGAGAGUGAAAAAAAGUGUACCCUCCUCCUGCAACAGCUUUACAAUAUACAGGUAAAGAGUUUCUUGUAAAUCCAGUAGGUGUUCUGCAGCCCUUUAAGGUGUAUGUACUUCUGAAACUAGCUUACUGUUUUUGUAGGUUUGGUUGUGGGGUUUUGUAACUUCAAUCAUGCUUUUCUUUUUAUCCCAAUGAUUUACAACAUAUGCAAUUCCUUGUAUCCCCUAAUCAUGAAGUUCAUUUAGCUCUUAUUAUCAGUUGCAUUUGCGCAAUGAUACAUUUACACAUAAACUGAUAUAUAACUAUCCUUUUAAGUUUAUUUAAACAGCAGGUGUUCAUAGCAAACCCAAAGCAGUAAGAUUUAGGCUAUGCAGAGGUAGUUCAAGUGAUACCAUAUAUAAUAUGGAUCUCAUGGUGAUAGAAAUAUACACAUGCACACCAAGUGGUCAUUGUAUGUAAUUACUGUACCUUACAGCACUAUAAAAAUAUAUACAUUUUGCUUGUUUAAUUGUACAUUUGAAUCGGAAUCCACUAUUACAGUUGGAUUAAAUAAAUGCAUAAAUCAUGAUACAAAUGUAUUUAACUGUCGACAAGUAUUAAAAUGAAGUGCGCUUGCAUACUGUAGGAUCCCAAACAUUGUCCGAUUUAUGAUUUUAAUAAGAGACCAGUUUCAGUUUAAUGCUAGAUGUAGUCUCCAUUCAUUCUGAAGGUACUCCAAAGGUCAAAGCCAGGUCUGGAGUUCCAGGUUUAGCCUUGAAUUCACGCUGGGUGCUUCUCUCCAGCAGUGAUGGACAAUCGUUUAGUUAUAUUGCAUUAGACAUGCCCUAUAUUGGUGCAACUUAAUUUAAUUAAACCCAUUUGUUUAUUGUUCUCUGCUAAAUAAAAUUACUUGAACAUACAUCAAUUUAAAUACUUUACAGUAGGGUAUAAAAAAAACACUCAUUGGGGGUACACCGCCACUAAUAAUCAUUAUUUGCUGUGAGUCUUAUUGUCUUCUUGUUUUAUACAGUGCUGUAAUAGUGUAUGCUGUAAAUAAGUCAAAUGUAAACACGUCUUUGGUGACGUCAGCAGAAAAGUAUCUUUUUUGCUGUCAGUACUAUGCCACAGUGCAACAAUACCGUGUACUAGUGCCCUUAGGCAAAUUACAUUUAAGAAAAAAGCCCAGGCUUUUAACGAUAUGUUUUGUGAACAUUGUGUAAAUCAUUUCCUUCUGCUUAUUGCAGACACUAGUACCCUUACUAAGCAUUGGGGGCACAGCGAACAUGAUAAAGUUGUACCAGCUGUGGAUUGUUUUGGUCUAUAACAGUUUGUAGAAAAGUCAACGCAAACUGGUGGGGAUUGUCUGAAGAUGGGGGAACACUGAGAUAAAUUACAUCUCCCUUGGCUUCCUCAGAAUAGACUCUGAUCAUGCUCCUCUACCAAGUGUUGUUCUGUAAAAAUUCAAAACAUAAGGAAGAAUGCCGUUAGGACAAAAAAACUCCUUUUUGAGCAUUAUAUUGUAAAAUUUCUAAGGAUGCGUUCAUUGUUUAAUUCACAUCACAUGAACGUGAUUGGUUGCAGAAUGAAUGAGGUAGCAGAAGUCAAGCUGAAACCUGGAGCCUUAAAGCGCCACAGGGUGCAGCCAUGACUAGAUCACAGAGGUAACCCAAUAUCCACCCAGCCCGUGUCAGCCGAUCACUGUGCGCUGACUUUGCUGUACUUUAGUUACAAGUUGUUCUUUUGUGACCUCAGAGAGACUGAAGUGCUUCCUCCAUGCUUUCUAUGCGCUCCAGCCCCUUCAGAUCUGCUGCCAACAGCACCUCAAGAAUCGCAAUCUACAAAGAAAAGCACUAUAUUACAGUAGAGGUUUUUUUGUUGUUAGCUUACAUUACUCAAAAUGUGGUCUGCCCCUUAUACAAGUUUACCACAUGGCGUCUUUACCGUUUUACCAUGCUUCUCUCAUAGUUAUACAAUGCAUU
This is a messenger RNA of Polyodon spathula (Mississippi paddlefish), 5421 nucleotides long. Its product is annotated as E3 ubiquitin/ISG15 ligase TRIM25-like. Lineage: Eukaryota; Metazoa; Chordata; Actinopteri; Acipenseriformes; Polyodontidae. Gene Ontology annotation, molecular function: ubiquitin-protein transferase activity; protein binding. The record is from RefSeq and is a predicted model, not a curated record. Gene Ontology annotation, biological process: protein ubiquitination. The transcript is spliced from 7 exons. Bases 1306 to 3099 code for a protein of 597 amino acids.